This is a messenger RNA of Soboliphyme baturini, 351 nucleotides long. Lineage: Eukaryota; Metazoa; Nematoda; Enoplea; Dioctophymatida; Soboliphymatidae. The record is from the annotation of a GenBank genome assembly.
AUGCCGUGGGAUUCGUUCCGCAAGAAGAAGGAAGUGUCCUCUCGAAAGCGCGACGAAGCGGUCACCGGCUGCUUUGCGAAGGGCAGUUCAUUGGAGAGUCACGCCCUCGGCUUGCCAAAGGAGGUUUACCAAAAGAUCAAAGAAGUCGACCAGCAGGCGUCCACGUUGUCCACCGCUAAUCACCCGGGCCUUUCGGCAAGAAUUGUCGAUAACACACAGAAUAACGGAGUACAAGCUGAAACAGUCUGGCCUUCGACGGUCACUGCUGUCGGUGACAUGAACAUGUGUUGUUUCGGUGAACACUAUGAUGCUUGUGUUGCUGGCGUGUAUCCACCCACUACCGGUCUUUAA